This is a messenger RNA of Bufo bufo (common toad), 2474 nucleotides long. It is a transcript of the gene TENT4B, whose product is annotated as terminal nucleotidyltransferase 4B. Gene Ontology annotation, molecular function: mRNA binding; poly(A) RNA polymerase activity. Gene Ontology annotation, cellular component: TRAMP complex; nucleolus. Gene Ontology annotation, biological process: RNA 3'-end processing. The transcript has 13 exons. The coding region runs from base 456 to 2474 and encodes 672 amino acids. The record is from RefSeq and is a predicted model, not a curated record. Lineage: Eukaryota; Metazoa; Chordata; Amphibia; Anura; Bufonidae.
UCGGUUACUGCCCACCUUGAACCUUCCCCAGUUUUUUCAAUCUGUGGCUUAUCGCCGUGACGUCAGCAGAGCACCGCCCACCUCAGCCAGCGAGUAAAGGGGAGGGAGGAGCCGCCAUUGCUGUGGCCGCCGGUGUGACAGGAACCGAGAACUGAACUAGAGCGCAUGGAAUCCCCAUACGUUAACGGGCCUUAGCUCCCGGGGGCGCCGUCAGUUACCGCGCAGCUUCUCGGCUCUUUGUGUUUUGUUUUUACUGAAGUGUUAGUUGGAAGCGGCUGGGAGUGAGAGCGGCAGGGAAAGCGAGAAAGGGGUGUGGGAGGGGAGCAGGAAUUGGGGGAGCUCUUCCUGCGGGAGGGAGGCGCACAGCGGGCUAGCCGAGGCCGUUACUGCUCCGCGGACCGUUAGGUGAGGGCAGCCCCGGGGGAGGGAGGACGGGGAGCCCCAGGCUCCGUUUGAUGGAUCCUCGGAUCGCCUGGUUCCAGCCAGAACAGCUCGGCCCCUCCAACAGCCUGUGGAUGCAGAUCUGGGAGACGACGCAAGGCCUGAGGAACCUGUACUUCAGCCACAGCAGCCCGGCCUCGUCCCCCGCGCACAGCGGAUCGUCCUCCUCCACCACCAGCUCCUCCGGCUGCGAGGCCAGCAUGUACCGGGACAGCGGGCCGCCGGCCUCCUCUCCGGCCGCCCCGCCACUGGCGGAGCAGGGCGACUUCUUACCGCUGGAGACCCCCAGCAACAACAACAACCAGCAGCCGGUGAGCCCCGGGUCCUGGAGGAAGGGGCCCGACCCCGGCAACAGCAACAAGAGGAAGCGCGACAACAAGGCCAGCACCUUCGGCCUGAACUACAGCCUGCUGCAGGCCGCCUGCCCGGGGAGCCACGGGGCCGGGGGCGCCUUCAGCGGGACCCCCUGGAAGAGCCGCAACUACAGCGACGAGGUGAUAGGACUUCACGAAGAGAUUCUCGACUUCUACAAAUAUAUGUCGCCACGUCCGGAAGAGGAGAAAAUGAGAAUGGAGGUGGUCAAUCGGAUAGAAAAUGUGAUUAAAGAGCUGUGGCCAAGCGCAGAUGUUCAGAUAUUUGGGAGUUUCAAAACAGGACUUUACUUGCCUACCAGUGACAUUGAUCUUGUGGUUUUUGGGAAAUGGGAGAAUUUACCACUUUGGACUCUUGAGGAGGCAUUGCGAAAACACAAGGUGGCCGAUGAAAACUCUGUCAAAGUACUGGACAAAGCCACAGUUCCUAUCAUUAAACUAACAGAUUCAUAUACUGAAGUCAAAGUCGAUAUAAGUUUUAAUGUUCAGAAUGGGGUGAAAGCAGCUCAGCUCAUCAGGGAUUUUAUCAAGAAAUACCCAGUUCUUCCAUAUCUAGUGCUGGUUUUAAAGCAGUUCCUAUUACAGAGAGACCUUAAUGAAGUGUUUACUGGCGGCAUAGGGUCCUACAGUCUCUUUUUAAUGGCCGUCAGUUUUCUGCAGUUGCACCCACGAGAAGACGCCUGCAGUCCAGAUGCCAACUAUGGGGUUUUGCUGAUAGAGUUUUUUGAACUUUAUGGAAGGCAUUUUAACUAUUUAAAAACUGGAAUCAGAAUAAAAGAUGGUGGCUCAUAUGUUGCCAAGGAUGAGGUACAAAAAAGCAUGUUGGAUGGGUACAGACCGUCUAUGCUGUAUAUUGAAGAUCCAUUGCAGCCUGGCAAUGAUGUGGGGAGGAGUUCAUAUGGAGCCAUGCAGGUGAAACAAGCCUUUGAUUAUGCAUUUGUUGUCUUAAGCCAUGCAGUAUCACCCAUAGCCAAGUUCUAUCCCAAUAAUGAAAGUGAAAGCAUUUUGGGACGUAUUAUUCGAGUGACGGAAGAAGUAGUUGCUUACAGAGAGUGGAUAUCCACAAAAUGGGGGAAGCAGAACAGGCCUGAACCACUUUACAAUGGGAAUGAUGUAACCUUAAUAGUGGACGUUCACCAUUUGGAUCAGCGUAAUAAUAAUGUGUCUGGACAAAAUGCUGCCUUGGGUCAAGCAAAGAAUAAGACCUCUGAAACCCUUGGCAAACACUCAUCUAAUUCAUCUGGUCCACUGUCUUCCUCCUCCUCCACCCUCUCCAGUUCCAGCGAUGUGAAGAAAGUCAUUAAACGUCUGUGCAUUCAGGACUCAGACGGAACUCCAUUCAAGACGUCAAAGCAGCCAAGUUGUCGGCAGGCAAGUGAAAAUCGAAUGGGUCCUCAGGAAUCCUGCACCAGCUCAUUGCAACCCAUCAGCAAGCCGCAAGCUAGCCAGAGUGUCAUCUCCUCAAACAGCAACAACAGGGCCCAGCAUGGCACAGCCAGACUUUUCCGUUCAAUGUCCUCCAGCAAAGGUUUCCAGACCCAACCCAAUACAAGCCAAGGCACAUCCAUGCCAAGCCGGCACCUACAGGGUGGCAAAGCACAGCACCAGCACUACACUAGCAAGAAACGCAAGCACAAGCGGGAAACGGACCUGUGUAGAUAG